This is a messenger RNA of Hyaena hyaena (striped hyena), 3241 nucleotides long. It is a transcript of the gene NECTIN3, whose product is annotated as nectin cell adhesion molecule 3. The transcript has 6 exons. Lineage: Eukaryota; Metazoa; Chordata; Mammalia; Carnivora; Hyaenidae. Gene Ontology annotation, biological process: homophilic cell-cell adhesion; heterophilic cell-cell adhesion; symbiont entry into host cell. The record is from RefSeq and is a predicted model, not a curated record. Bases 18 to 1667 code for a protein of 549 amino acids. Gene Ontology annotation, cellular component: apical junction complex; adherens junction.
CGGGGGGAGGGUGGGGGAUGGCGCGGACCCCGGGGCCGGCCCCGCUGUGUCCCGGAGGCGGCAAAGCACAACUUUCCUCCGCUUCUCCCCCCGGGGCCGGGCUCCUGCUGCCGCCCCCGACGCCGCCGCCGCUACUGCUGCUGCUCUUCCCGCUGCUGCUCUUCUCCCGGCUCUGUGGUGCCUUAGCUGGACCAAUUAUUGUGGAGCCACAUGUCACAGCAGUAUGGGGAAAGAAUGUUUCAUUGAAGUGUUUAAUUGAAGUAAAUGAAACUAUAACACAAAUUUCAUGGGAGAAGAUCCAUGGCAAAAGUUCACAGACUGUUGCAGUUCAUCAUCCUCAGUAUGGAUUCUCUGUUCAAGGAGAGUAUCAGGGAAGAGUCUUGUUUAAAAACUAUUCACUUAAUGAUGCUACAAUUACUCUACAUAACAUAGGAUUCUCGGAUUCUGGAAAAUACAUAUGCAAAGCUGUUACAUUCCCACUUGGAAAUGCUCAGUCCUCUACAACUGUAACUGUAUUAGUUGAACCCACUGUAAGCCUGAUAAAAGGGCCAGAUUCUUUAAUUGAUGGCGGAAAUGAAACGGUAGCAGCCAUUUGUAUCGCAGCCACUGGAAAACCAGUUGCACAUAUUGACUGGGAAGGUGAUCUUGGUGAAAUGGAAUCCACUACAACUUCUUUUCCAAAUGAAACAGCAACAAUUGUCAGUCAGUACAAGCUGUUUCCAACCAGAUUUGCUAGAGGAAGGCGAAUUACUUGUGUUGUAAAACAUCCAGCCUUGGAAAAGGACAUCCGAUAUUCUUUCAUAUUAGAUAUACAGUAUGCUCCUGAGGUUUCAGUAACAGGCUAUGAUGGGAAUUGGUUUGUAGGAAGAAAAGGUGUUAAUCUCAAGUGUAAUGCUGAUGCAAAUCCACCACCCUUCAAAUCUGUGUGGAGCAGGUUGGAUGGACAGUGGCCUGAUGGUUUAUUGGCUUCAGACAAUACUCUUCAUUUUGUCCAUCCAUUGACUUUCAAUUAUUCUGGUGUUUAUGUCUGUAAAGUGACCAAUUCCCUUGGUCAAAGGAGUGAUCAAAAGGUCAUCUACAUUUCAGAUCCUCCUACUACUACCACCCUUCAGCCUACAGUUCAGUGGCAUCCCUCAACUGCUGACAUCGAGGAUCUAGCAACAGAACCAAAAAAAUUGCCCUUCCCAUUGUCAACUUUGGCAACAAUUAAGGAUGACACAAUUGGCACAAUCAUUGCUAGUGUAGUGGGUGGGGCUCUCUUCAUAGUACUUGUAAGUGUUUUGGCUGGAAUAUUCUGCUAUAGGAGAAGACGGACGUUUCGUGGAGACUACUUUGCCAAGAACUACAUUCCACCAUCAGAUAUGCAAAAAGAAUCACAAAUAGAUGUUCUUCAACAAGAUGAGCUUGAUUCUUACCCAGACAGUGUGAAAAAAGAAAACAAGAAUCCAGUGAACAAUCUAAUACGGAAAGACUAUUUAGAAGAGACUGAAAAAACGCAGUGGAACAAUGUAGAAAAUCUCAGUAGGUUUGAAAGACCAAUGGAUUAUUAUGAAGAUCUAAAAAUGGGAAUGAAGUUCGUCAGUGAUGAACAUUAUGACGACAAUGAAGAUGACUUAGUUUCCCAUGUAGAUGGUUCCGUAAUUUCCAGGAGGGAGUGGUAUGUUUAGCAACCACUAAAUGUGACUUACCUAUAUACAAUGUUUCAUUCAUACUAGUUGAUCAUUUUCAGAUUGUUCAUACUUUUUCUUGAGGAAGAAUAAGCUUUUUCAACUUGAUUUUCAAGCUUACUUUUUAUAUUCUAAUUUGACAAAUGAAACUGUAAAAUCUGGGUUCAAUGUAUCUGAGCUGCUUUACAAUUUUUUUUCAAUGCUGUACUACUGUCUCAAGAUUUAAAUUUUAAUGCAGAGUACUUUAUUGGUCUGAGGCACACAGGUAAGAAGAAAUGUCAACAUUAAAUGUAUGACUUUUUUUGGUACAAAAAUUAAAAAGGAAAAAAAAAAAGGAAACUACCUUGGCAUUGUGUAUUAAAUGUUUACCUAAGACUAUAAUCUCAAGUAUAAUGUUUGUUAAACAUAUACCUCUCAAAAUUUAUCACCACUAAAUGACACUACAUGAAAAUCGACUAUAAAACUAAUUCAAGAAAUGUUUAUAUAUAUUUUUAGUAUACAAAAAAGUAUUCAGCCUGACAAACAUCUUUCCUUUUCAAACAUUGUUUUCUAAGUUUCUAUAUAAAUGGAAUCUUUACCUCUGCAUUUUAAUGAGCCUUGCCAUAAUUACUGUAGAGUGGCUUUUCAAAGGUAUUUUGUUGCACUAAAACUGUGGUAGUAAACUCAGUGAACAUGCUGUGUGGAAGAGCCUAAUUAGCUGGUCAGUAUUUUUGUCUAAAAUACAUACAAAAGUCUUAAUAAAAACAUGCCUUCUAAACAUAAUUAUUACAUUUUUUUUUCAUCUCUAGAGGACAAUACUUACGGUUUCGUAUGAACAUGGAUUUUGGUACAUUAAGUGGCAUACAUAGUUUUGUUUGAAUGCUUUAUGUCCUAAAUAUAAGAAUAAUGAAAAGAUGGUACACAAUUGAGUAUAGUUCAGAGAGAGCAUUUAAGUAUAUGGAAAAAUGUGAGCAAGUUAGCAUUGGAGUACAGUUUUUAGAAAUGAGAUAUGUCAGCCAAAAAUCUAUACAAAGAAUUUUCUAGCCCAUCUUGUCUUAGUUACCUAAUAGUGAAUGUUGUUCAAACGGGUAAAUAUACAGAAAAAUUAGAAUAAACUUGUAAAUUUGAGGUUUAAUGAGAAAAAUCUGAAUUAUAGAACCACUCACUAGCGCUUGCUGAUGUAUAUUGGCAGAUCAUCUCCGUUUUCCUCCUAAAUGUAUGUGUUUGUUUCAAGAUUUUUGUUUUUCCAAUUAAAACUGGAAACAUCAUAAACAUCAUAAGGUUUUUUUGUUUUGUUUUUGUUUUUUCCAUAAUUCAUUAAGUAUAUUCUUUCCAAAAAUCAUGUAUCUUUUGAAAAAGAAAUGUUAUCUAAAUCUUCAAAUGUGGGUUUCUUUGUGAGAUAAUUAAAUUGCUUCUACAGUGGAGUCCUACAAAAUUGUAAUGAUGACAACUAUUUUGAAGCCCAAAGAAUAUGUUGUUUUCUGUUGAUGAUUCAUUUGAAAAAAGGACUGUGUAGAAUUGCCUUAGGUAUUUUGCCAGGAAUUGAAGUGGUUAGUAGUAGGAGAAUCAUAAAUAAAUUAUUUUGUUAAUAAAAA